Molecule: messenger RNA, 840 nt
Organism: Ramularia collo-cygni
Lineage: Eukaryota; Fungi; Ascomycota; Dothideomycetes; Mycosphaerellales; Mycosphaerellaceae
Product: related to GPI12-N-acetylglucosaminyl phosphatidylinositol deacetylase
Exons: 1
Coding region: 1-840 (279 amino acids)
Biological process (GO): GPI anchor biosynthetic process
Cellular component (GO): endoplasmic reticulum
Molecular function (GO): N-acetylglucosaminylphosphatidylinositol deacetylase activity
Source: RefSeq, a predicted model, not a curated record
AUGGACUGGAUCACAGCAGCCCAAAUCCUCGGCCUCAUACUAGUCCUAUGGCUCUUCACAGCCUACAUGACCAGAUCCUUCCCAACGCUCCAAGGAAAACGCAUCCUCCUCCUCAUCGCCCACCCAGACGAUGAAGCAAUGUUCUUCUCCCCAACCCUCCGCUGGCUGACCCGCCCGGAACUCGGAAACAUCGUAGUGAUCCUCUGCCUCAGUUCUGGCGACGCAGACGGUCUCGGACAUAUCCGAAAGGAAGAACUCACGAAAAGCGCGCUGCAGCUCGGAAUCCGCUCUGCAGAACAUGUGGUUGUCGUGGAGGAUAAGAAUUUUCCGGACUCCAUGACUGCGACUUGGGACCCGAAACUCAUCUCACAAUUGCUCGCGAGAUUGUUCGCUCCUAAUGCGGCGACUAUGCCUACCAACCAGGCGCCUACAGCUGGUAUUGACGCCAUUGUUACUUUUGACGAGGGCGGGGUAUCGGGUCAUCCCAACCACAUUUCACUCUACAAUGGCGCGGUCGCGUUUCUCAAGACGUUGAUGCAACGGCAUAGAGGUUGGAAGUCCCCGGUCAAGCUCUACACUUUGACUACGACCAAUGUUGUGCGAAAGUACGGCAGCAUUCUCGAUUCGGUGUUUACGGUUCUCGCGUGCAUAGCGAGCAGGAAGGAGRAGGGGGAAUUUCCGACGCCAUUGAUGAUGGUCAGCUUUGCUGGAGAUGUGCGGAAAGCGCAACUAGCCAUGACCACUGCUCACAAGAGCCAGAUGCGCUGGUUUAGAUGGGGUUGGAUUGGAGUGUCGAGAUAUAUGGUCAUGAAUGAUCUCAGRAAGUACAAGGGCUUCUGA